Guillardia theta CCMP2712 is the source of this 681-nucleotide messenger RNA. RefSeq lists its product as hypothetical. Lineage: Eukaryota; Cryptophyceae; Pyrenomonadales; Geminigeraceae. The record is from RefSeq and is a predicted model, not a curated record. The transcript has 6 exons. Bases 1 to 681 code for a protein of 226 amino acids.
AUGGCGGAAACAGCAGCAUGCUGGGAGGAGGAGGAGGAGCUGGAGGAGCUGGAGGAGCUGGAAAUGCAGCAGGGUAUGGUGGAGGAGGGAGCCUUGGUGGAGGACUCGGAGGUGGAGGACUUGGUGGUGCGGGUACGUACGGUGGCACAUCGUCAGCUUGCCGAAUAUGCGUCGUCAAGGUUGAAAGACGAAGAGGCGAAGGCGGAGAUUGAGAGGCUGAACAAUGCGCUAAGGCAGUCCCAGGCCAGGGCCUCGGAGGACGUCAGGAGAGAGCAGGAGAGGCUGGGCGCUGCUUUGAGGCAGACAGAGUCAAGUGCUGAACACCAGCUCCGAACCUUAAGAGACGCUGUGAAGAGAAGGGACGAGGAAUACAGGAGGAUGUGGGCUGAGGCCAUGCAGCGAAGAGACGACGAGUACCGAAGGAUGUGGUCGGACGAGAAGAUCAGAAUCCAGCAAGUCGUCGACGAGUACCGCCGUCGGACGGACCAGGAUGUUGCUAGGCUGCAGGAGGUGGUGGAUGAGUUCCGCAGGAGAUGCACGGAGGAGGGCAACCUCCUGAAGCAGAUGCUCGAACGCAGCGACGCAGCUGCGAGCCUGACCACCGCACCCCUUCCCAACGGCAUGACCAACCUCCCUGGUUAUGGAACAACUUCGGUGCUCAAGAACAGCACUGCCAUCUAA